AUGUCUCGUCUUGGUAUUUACGAAGUCAUUCCUGAAAUGCUGGAUUAUGCCCAAAAGUUGGUGUUAGAACGGCCAAGAAAACGGAACCGGUUUUUGCUAUUCCGCCGAAGCGCUUAUGAAUUGACAAAGCGAGAGAUAUUGCGCGAAUACAGUCCAAAUGAACUGAGUCAAAUAUGGAAUGGUUUGCCCCACAACAUUACGAAUCAGUUCCAGCGUAUUGUUGAAACUGCCAAACAUAUACCAGCAGUUAUUGGGGAGGUGCGAGUGCCGGGUAGAAAACGAAAAAGAGGCCCACGCCAAGACUCGUUUGCAGUUCAAAUAUCGUUAAACGUGCCUCGGCAUUUAGAGAAUAGUUAUCAACAGACUAUCAUGAUAACUGACCCCAUCAUUAGGAGGCUUGAAGAGAAUGCGGAGAAUGCGAUAUUUGAUGAGUAUACGACGCUCAACACUAGGUGA
This is a messenger RNA of Paraglomus brasilianum, 456 nucleotides long. The record is from the annotation of a GenBank genome assembly. Lineage: Eukaryota; Fungi; Glomeromycota; Glomeromycetes; Paraglomerales; Paraglomeraceae.